AUGCGUGGCAAAUCAAAAAGUUUCCUAGACAUAUUGUUGUUUUGUUUAGAUAUUGUUGUUACAAAAGAAUGUAAAGUUGGCACAAAGUUGUGUUUAAAAUGCUAUAAAAAAAUACUUUCAUUUGAAAAAUUUAAGUCGCUUGCCCUGAAAAAUGAUGCCUAUUUGCGGUCUUUAAAUUUAAACUUAGACAUAAAGAAUGAAGUAUUCCUCAUAGAAAACAUAAAAUAUGAGAAUAGCGACAACGAAUUUAGUAACAACAAUACUGAAACUGAAGAUGUGAAAGAUGAGAAGAAUUAUGAAUCUAUUCAAUCUGAUGAUGAGCUCCUUAGUGUUAUAAAGCAGAUUAAGUAUGAAAAUAUUACUGAAGAAAGCAAGGAAAAUGAUCUCAUUAAGACAGUAUAUACAAACAAAGAAAAGAAAAAAACUAAGGGUAAUGGUAAAAAUGGCCAAAUCUGUGAAGAGUGUGGAAAGUCAGUUAUAAACCUCAAAGACCAUAUAAGUAGGCACCAGUCUAUAAGUGAACGAAAAUGCAUAAAAUGCAAAGUCUGUGAUAAAUUAUUUUCCAGUUAUAGUGCAAGAUAUAGACAUCACAGAGUUAAGCAUUUAGGAAUAAAGCAACAUUGUGAUAUCUGUAAUAAAGAUGUAACUAGCCUCAAAGUGCAUCACCUUGUAGUGCACAAUACUAAGGAGUUACCAUAUGAGUGUGUGCCAUGUGGAAGGCGAUUCAUAUCUCAGUCUACACUCGACAUGCACACAACUAUACACACAAAGGAUCGACCGCACUGCUGUGAUCAAUGUGAUAAGAAAUUUCGGAAUAAGAUUACCAUGAUUCAACAUAAGCGGCAAGUGCAUGACAAAGAGAGAUCGCAUCUGUGUCAAUUUUGUUCUAAGAGUUUCUUCAAAAAGUAUCAUUUGCAGAUACAUUUAAGGAGCCAUACAAAAGAAAAGCCAUUUCAAUGCAGCGAAUGUAAAAAGUGGUUCUCCUCCCGAACCUCACUGAAUAACCACCAACUUAUCCACAACGACGUCAAAAUGUUCGGCUGUACUCAGUGCGGUAUGACAUUCUCAAAACCAGGUUACUUACGUAAACAUAUGAUAAGUCACACCAAAGAGAAGCGAUACUCAUGCAAAUAUUGCGGAGCCCGCUACGGACGCUCGGAUCAUUGCAAGCGGCAUGAGUUCUCGGCGCAUGAACGAAGUCAUGGCUUAAUGCUAAAGAAAUAA
Molecule: messenger RNA, 1224 nt
Organism: Parnassius apollo (apollo)
Lineage: Eukaryota; Metazoa; Arthropoda; Insecta; Lepidoptera; Papilionidae
Source: the annotation of a GenBank genome assembly